This is a messenger RNA of Telopea speciosissima, 6950 nucleotides long. RefSeq names its product chromatin modification-related protein EAF1 B-like. The coding region runs from base 233 to 6493 and encodes 2086 amino acids. Lineage: Eukaryota; Viridiplantae; Streptophyta; Magnoliopsida; Proteales; Proteaceae. The transcript is spliced from 24 exons. The record is from RefSeq and is a predicted model, not a curated record. Gene Ontology annotation, cellular component: NuA4 histone acetyltransferase complex.
CUUCUCCUAGUUAUUGAGAAGAAGGACAGAAGAACGAAAGCAACGAAGGACUCUAGGGUUUCAGUUUCAGGUGCUCAGAUCAAUUGUAAUUCUACUAUACAACUAUAAAAUCAAUCAAUUAAUCUGCGCAGGACGAUUUCGAUUGGCGUAAUUUAUGGGGCUUUUGAGGGAGUUUUUGAAUCCAAGUGGUUGGAAACGUUUCUGUAGAGAUUGAAGAGUAGGCAUAAAAGGAAUGCAUGGACAUAGCCCUGGAUCUGCACUCUUAGUAAAUGCUGAGGUUGACUCCAUGGGAGGGGUCAUUGAUGGUGGAGUUGGUAUUGAUACUAAAUUCUCUCCACGCCGAGCAGCAAUCGAGAAGGCUCAAGCAGAGUUGAGGCAGGAGUAUGAUGUUCGUGAGGAGCGGAGAAAGGAGCUAGAAUUUCUGGAGAAAGGUGGUAAUCCCUUGGAUUUUAAACUCAGGCCUGCAACCUCAGUCAGUGUUCAAUCUACUUCUUUGACUGAUCAGCCUGCUGAGCAAUUUGUGACCAGUGAAGCGAAGGGUAGCUUUGCAUUGGCUGCCUCACCUCAUGGAGAUUCUGUUGAUAGUAGUGGCAGGCCAGGGGUUCCUCAAAGUCGGGAGCCAAAUAGUGGUGAUAAUCUCUUGCUUUUUGAUGGUGAAAAUUAUCCACUUGAGGGCAAGAGAAAUUCUAAACAUACUGGCAGAAGAAGUAACAUUGCUCCUUCGGAACAGUUCUCUCAGCUAGAUGGGAACCAUAAUGUGAAGGAUUCUGAAGACUUGGCGAUAUUGCGCCUUGGGAAAAGUCAAGCAUAUGCUCGAAGGAAUAGGUCCAGAUCAAGUCGUGACAGUGCUUGGGCUUGCUCAACUGAUAUAGUUCCACCUGUUGAUGGUAAUGGACCUUCAAGGUUACCUUCUGCUCGCCAUGGUUCAAGGGAUGCAAAGGGGUCAAUAAGCAAAGCAAAGGUCCAAAAGGACCAUACUGUGCCUUCCAUUUCUAACUCAAAAUCAACUGGUCCAAAUGGUAGUUUGGUUUCUAAGACCGUGGCUUCUGAUAAUCAGGUUGAUAUGGAAAUGGAUGCUGGGCAGGCUAUUAACACAGCUACAGUCCUGCCAAAAGUUCGUCUGCCGGAAGGGCCUGAAGUUACGGCUUCUAGAGACUUGCAGGAUGGCAAUGAUAAUCAGCAACUGCUAGUGGAUGAUGAUAUAGUUCCUGAUUCCACUGCUUGCGUUUCUCCUGAUUUGGGUGAACAGGGAGUUUCAGCUGUUCUUGCUUGCAACCCUUCUACAGCUGCUGCAAAGACAGAGAAUCAUCCUGUUAAUGGGUUCAACACUUCAAUUGGAGAUGAGAAAGGCAUGCAAAACCAAGAUCAAAAUGGAACUACAACCUUGAGUACAAAGGGGUUAGACUCAGAAUCCUCUAGCACUCAGAUUACCCAUGGCUUAGAUGGGAAUACUUCCAGUGAUCCUUGUCUGAAUAAAAUCCAUGCUAAUGGAAAUUCUAAAGAACAGAAAUUAAUCUUUGGAGAGAGUCUUGCCACUGCCAAUGCCAAUUUGGUCAAACAAAAUAGUGAGACCAAAGCUGUUGAUGCUUUUGGUGUUAGCAAUGACAUCCAUGAUUUUGUUCAGCAAAAGCUCAGCAACAAUGUUUCUGAUGUCAAAUUUGAGGAAGAAAUAUGUGAUAGUAGAACUUGCUUGCAAAAUGAGGGGAGACCUCCUACAGACAUUGAGGGGGCGGAACCCGGUGAAAAUGUUGGUUCAAAAACAGAGAAUAAGCUUGAUACUUCAUUGGGUGAUAAUUCCAAUUUGAAAAAGCCUGGUUUCUCUCCUCAAGGUGGACCUUCAAGCACAGCUGUUUCCUCCUAUUGUGAGCUUCUGGAUCCCAGUUUUUGUGGGAGGGGCCUUGUAGCUGCCUCUGAGCCUCAAACUUGUACAUGGAACCAGCUAAAAGUGUUGAGCAAGGAGCAUGAAGAUUUUAUUCUGAAAGAGGCACAGACAAUAGAAGCCAAGCGUAAGAGGAUUGCUGAGCUGUCUGUGGGAAAUUUGCACUCCGAUUACAGACGCAAAUCUCACUGGGACUUUGUCCUUGAGGAAAUGGCAUGGUUGGCAAAUGACUUCAUGCAGGAGCGUCUUUGGAAGAUAACUUCUGCCGCCCAAAUGUGUCAUAUGGUUGCUUUUACUGGUCGGUUGAGGUUUAAUGAACAGAAUCUAUGUCGGAAGCAAAAAAAAUUAGCUCACAUCGUGGCGAAGGCUGUCAUGCAGUUCUGGCAUUCAGCCAAGACAUUUCUUAACAAUAAUGAUCCAACUGUUAUGCUUAAAGAAUGGAAGGCAGCUUUAGUUGGAUCAAAGAAGUUUAAUGCGGGUGAAGCCAUUGGAGACCGUGUUGGAGAACAUAAUAUGGAAACAAGCAAAAAUAUGGAAGAGCAAAACUCUGACCAGAGUUCCAGACUUGCAAUUCAGGGAUAUGCAGUGAGGUUCCUGAAAUGUAAUAGUUUCCAUGAUCCUGCUCUUCAAGCUGAAGCACCAGUGACUCCUGACAGAAUAUCUGAUUUGGGCAUUCUGGAAAGGGAGGAACAUUUUUCUAGAGAAAGCCUUUUCUAUACUGUUCUCCCUGGUGCAAUGGAAGAGUACAGAAAGUCCAUUGAAUCUCACUGGGUUCAUGAGGUAAAAACUGGCAACAAUAUGCAACUAGAGGAAGUUGAGACAUCUAUGUUUGAUGCUUUAUCAGAGUUUGGAUCCAGAGAGAAUGCAUAUGAAGAGGAUGAAGGAGGAACUGGAACGUAUUAUUCUCCUGGAAACUUUAGAGGUAGAAAACCAUCAAAGUUUGUUCAGAAGAAGCGGAAAACGUUACUGAAAUCAUAUCCUCCAAGAUCAUAUGAAGGCAGAACUGAUUUGCCUUAUGGGCACUGCAUGGAAAAUAAACUAGCCACACAACCAUCAUCGUUAAUGGGGAAAAGACCUAACAAUCUCGCUGUUGGUUCAAUUCCAACGAAGCGUAUGCGUACUGCAUCCAGGCAGCGUGUUCUAUGUCCUUUUAGUGCUGCAGCUACUGGGAGUGUACAGGUUACCAACAAAACAGAUGUUUCAAGUGGAGACACUAGUUCUUUUCAGGAUGACCUAAGCACACUACAUGGUGGAUCCCAGUUCAGGAAAGAAAUGGAGGCUGAGUCAACAGGAGAAUUUGGCAAGCAGUUACCUUUUGAUUAUACAGAUAUAUUAACGAAACCUAAAAAGAAGAAGAAAGCUAAGAAUUUAUUUUAUAAGAACUCAAUCCAUUCAACAGAAGCUGCCAUUCUCUCUGGAAAAGGUGUUUUAUAUGAACAGAGAUGGCAAUCUGAUUCCAUGGUUCAAAGUGAACAGAGGGAUCAUUCCAAAAAGAGAACAGAGGGUCAUCAUUUUGAAUCUAAUGGAAACAGUGGUCUUUUUGGCCAACAUGUCGCAAAGAAGCCUAAGAUCAUGAAGCAAUUAGCAGAUACUUCUCCUGAGAACUAUGUUCCAGUGACUGGGUCAAUUCCUUCUCCAGUGGCUUCCCAAAUGAGUAAUAUGUCCAAUCCAAAUAAGCUAAUGAAAAUGAUUGCUGGUAGGGAUCGGGGAAGGAAAGCCAAGGCACUGAAGGUGCCUGCUGGGCAGUCAGGGUCUGGGAGUCCAUGGUCACUAUUUGAAGAUCAGGCACUUGUUGUCCUUGUACAUGACAUGGGUCCAAACUGGGAGCUUGUAAGUGACGCUAUCAACAGUACACUACAGUUCAAGUGCAUCUUUCGGAAACCUAAAGAGUGCAAAGAGCGUCACAAAAAUUUAAUGGAUAGGAAUGGUGGUGAUGGCGCUGAUAGUGCUGAAGAUUCAGGGUCAUCUCAACCUUAUCCAUCUACUUUACCUGGCAUUCCAAAGGGCAGUGCCAGACAGUUGUUUCAACGUUUGCAGGGUCCGAUGGAAGAGGAUACUCUUAAGUCUCAUUUUGAGAAAAUCAUUUUGCUUGGUCAGCAAAUGCAUUCUCGUAGGAGCCAGAAUGAUAAUCAGGAACGGAAGCAAAUGGCACCAGUCCACAAUUCUCAUAUUGUUGCACUUUCCCAAGUCUGCCCAAAUAACUUGAAUGGAGGUCCUCUAACGCCUCUUGAUCUCUGCGAUGCCACUACAUCCAGCUCAGAUGUUUUUCCCCCUGGAUAUCAAGGGUCUCAUAAUAGUGGUUUAGCGAUUUCAAAUCAGGGUUCUGUUGCACCAGUUCUCCCAACUUCUGGUGCAAAUACCAUGCUACAAGGGUCUUCUGGUAUGACUCUUGGCAAUAGCUUGCCAUCACCAUCUUCUGGCUUGAGUGCUCCUACGAGAUAUGGUGCUCCAAGAGCAGCAUCUCUACCGGUUGAUGAACAACAAAGAAUUCAACAGUAUAAUCAAAUGCUUUCUGGUAGAAACAUCCAGCAGCCUGCCAUGAGCGUUCCUGGAGCUAUGCCAGGCACAGAUCGUGGUGUUCGUAUGCUACCUGGUGGAAAUGGAAUGGGUAUGAUGUGUGGAAUGAAUAGAGGCAUGGCAAUGCCUCGACCAGGAUUUCAGGGAAUAGGUUCAGCAGCUAUGCUGAACUCUGGAAGUAUGCUUCCUCCUGGUGGGGUAGGGAUGCCAAGCCCUGUAAAUAUGCACACUGGAGCUGUUUCUGCACCAGGAAACUCUAUGCUUGGACCCCGUGAUGGUUUGCAUUUGAUGCGGCCUGGUCAGAAUCCAGAGGAUCAGAGGCAGAUGAUGAUGCAAGAACUUCAGAUGCAGGUCACCCAAGGGAGCAGCCAAGGGGUGCCCCCUUAUAAUGGGCUGAGUACCGCAUUCUCCAAUCAGACAAUCCCUCCACCAGUUCAGCCAUUUCCAGUCCAACAUCAGCAACAUCAGAUGCCCCCACAACAAUCCCAUGUUCUGAGCAACCCGCACCACCCUCGCCUCCAAGGAAACAGCCAUGCUACUAACCCACAACAGCAGGCCUAUAUGCUUCGGCUUGCUAAAGAGAGGCAUUUGCAUCAGCAGCAACGGUAUUUGCAUCAACAACAGCACCAGUUUGCUGCCUCCAAUCCUUUGAUGCCGCAUCCCCAAUCACACUCUCAACAUCCCAUAUCAUCUUCCAUACAAAAUAGUUCUCAGAUUCAGCAACAGGUAUCCUCUCAGCCAGUAUCAAUGCCCCCUCUGAAAUCCCAGCAUCCCUUGACUCCAUCUUCUCCAAUGAAUCCCAUCUCUUCGCAACCCCAGCAAAAACAUCACCUACAACCUCAUGGGCAUGGUCGAAACCCUCAAGCUGGUGGUGUUAGCCUCCCAAAUCAGAUGAUGAAGCAGCGGCAACGGCAGCAGCAGCAGCAGCAACAGCAACAGCUUCAACAGCCUAGCAGGCAUCACCCUCAACAACGGCAACAGUCACAAUCGCAACAGCAGCAGGCUAAACUUAUGAAGGGAUUGGGUAGAGGAAAUAUGAUGAUUCAUCAGAACGUUGCUAUUGAUCCCUCCCAUAUGAACGGGUUUCCUACGGCUCCAGGAAAUCAAGUUGCUGAGAAGGGUGAAAAGGUCAUGCAUCUGAUGCAAGGACAGGGCUUAUAUACUGGCUUAGGUUCCAAUUCCAUUCAACCUGGUAAACAGUUGAUGCCCCAAUCUUCAAAUCAGUUGCAGCCACAGCAAAAGAUGUUUCCUCAUCCACCACCCCCUUCAUCAAAGCAGCUGUCACAGGUGCCUUCUCAUCCGGAUAACUGCAAUCAAGGACAGGUCCCAUCAGUUUCUUCUAGUCAUAUAUUACCAUCCCAACAACCAGUUCCUCCACUGUCUAUGGCUUCUUCCCACCAGCAGCAGCAUUCACAGCCUCAGCAAAGACAGGCAGGUCAACCACCACAUGCCAUCCAAAGAAUGCUUCAACAGAGUCGACAAAUGAACUCUGAUCCGCCUCUGCAGUCUCCAGUUGAGCAUAUUCAAGUUACCCAGCAGCCUGGGAACAAUGCAUUUCAGAUGGCUACCAGCACAGCAAUGCCUCAGUCCUCUACUGAAUUGAGCAGUGUCGUACCUGUUGUUUCCAAUGCAAGCACUUCACAGUGGAAGGCACCAGAACCAUUAUAUGAUGCAGGUUCGCCAAAUGCAGUCACCAACUUGGCUGCUGUUGGAAACUCAUCUCUGCCAAAUACUAAAGGAACCGAGUCCAUGUCCUCUCCUAGCCGAGGUUUUGCUCAGAGGCAAUUCUCAGGCAGCAUGUCCAGUCAUGGACACAAUGUUGGGACACAGUGGUUGCACCCACCACAACCACCAGCACUGGCUCCCCAACAACAAACGCAACAGAUGCAGCAGCAGCAACAACAGCAGCCACCAGCACACCCUGCACCACCACCCCCAUCCCAACCCUCACAAGCAAACCCACCAUCCCCGCAACACCAGCAGGAACCACCCCAACAGCAGCAGCUACCACAACCGCCAGAGUCUCAACUACAGCAUCUGCCUGCAGGGGAGGGUGGUCUGCAUGCCAGGCCUACCAAUUCUGGAUCAGCAGGAUGAAUCCCUGGAGUGGUUGAGCAGUCCUCAGUGUUGUGGGUCGGUCUGGUUGGGCUUUUGUUCUGCAUGCCCAUGUAACAGCAAUGUACAGAUGGAGGCUGUUUACUCCCUGUCGGACUGGUUAGAUGGAAGGAGGGUCCUGGUGCGGGGUUUACCGGAGUUGGAGGGAGGCAAUGGGGGUUAUUGUUUUUGAAAUCUUAUUGUUCUUCCUUGUACAUUACUAUUGAUAAAAGGCGUCGGAGAGAGGGUUACAGAGAGGUACAUGUACAGGGGUCUCAUUCCUAUUUUUCUCUUUGUUCCCUUUUAGCCCCGAGUUGCUGUGUACAGGGGAAGGGAGGGAGUCUUAGUUUAUUUCUGACUCCCAUUAGUAGUGAAUGUAUUAUUAUGUUUUUGGAUUAAGCUGGUAGUGAUAAUUGUUCUAAGCAAAGCUUUUCUUCAAGUAGAUGGGUUAUUUGUGCAA